UCUCUCUCUCAACUUAUCCUCCAGGUGUUAGAUGCAGUCUGAAACACCUGUAGCUCCGAUGCAGUACGCCAUUGGGUAUCAAUUGUUACAGAGAACCCACAGAGUCAAGUCAUAUAAGAAAUGCUGGAGGUCGUAUACCUACAUGAAAAAUGAGAAUUCUACGUUCGAGGUCAGUCUUCUUUGUGGUGACUUUUAGCGUAGCGCUAUGCAUCUAUUACAUGAAUCCUAUGAAGAGGCUGCUAGCUGCAGAAAUUAAACGUUUUAACUUUCUGAAGAUCAACGACCCAAGCCCUGCGUGGUGGACGAUGUUUAUAUGUAAAGGAAAUGAGAAUGAUACCUACACGAACAUUACCUUACCUGUGCUGAUGAGGGACAUAAUACCUUCACUGGACAAAAACGUGUUUUUGGUCGAAAGUGCUUGCAAGUCCAAUCCUUCUUACCGUGCCUGGUGUUCUGUUGAAAGCUACACUCGUGAGAAUCCGAACGCUGAUGUGUGGUAUGUGAUGACUUCGCCGAUAGUGAACAACACUGACACCCUGCCUGGUCGUCUGCUCGACCACUAUCCAAAUCUUCAUUUUGUUUUGGCUGACUUGGACUUGAUCUUCAAUGGCACUGUACUUGAAGAGUUUUUCAAGUCUGGAAGAUGGCAUAAGAACACCCCCUGGCCAGUCAUACAACUGAGUGACCUCCUGAGAGUCGUUCUAACGUGGCGGUUCGGAGGUUUUUACUCGGACACCGACACCGUGUGCAUAAAGAAUGUUUCUCCUCUUGAGAACUCUGUCGUCACCAGCCACUCGAGGAGAGAUCACAUUUCCAACGGCGUGUUUCAUUUCAAGCAUCAUCAUGAAUUCCUAACGAUGGUCAUGUCGACGAUGAUUCAGUAUUACCAUCCAAGAUCUUGGGGCUCAAUGGGUCCUUCUACGUUCAACAGUUGCGUUCAGCGGUCUUGCAAUUUAAAGAGGUUGCGGGACCUGUUUCCCACGAACAGCUCAGACCCCGUUACAUGUGGCAAUCUUACCGUUCUACCUGAAUAUUACCUGCUACCUUACCCGUGGAAUCAAUUUAGGAAAAUAUUUGAACCUGGAAAGUGGAAUGAUUUUGUUGAGACCCAUACGAAGACGUACUCGAUCCACGCGUAUGGCAAAGUAAAUAAGGGAAUGCUGGUUAGAAUCGGAUCCAACAGCAUCUAUGAAGGAGCAGCAAGGACUUUCUGCCCCCUCUCUUACUUUCACGCGAGUGCCAAUAAUACCGCAUUCCGAUAAACCAGAUAGUAAAAUAAUGGUACAUAUUUAAUGGUAUAUUAGCACAACCGAGUUUAUUUGUGAUAUCACACAUACAUAAACAUCAUCUUCACACACACGUACAACACACACACACACACAGACACACACACACACACACAGACACACACACACACCACA
Penaeus vannamei (Pacific white shrimp) is the source of this 1421-nucleotide messenger RNA. RefSeq names its product lactosylceramide 4-alpha-galactosyltransferase. Gene Ontology annotation, biological process: glycosphingolipid biosynthetic process. Lineage: Eukaryota; Metazoa; Arthropoda; Malacostraca; Decapoda; Penaeidae. Gene Ontology annotation, molecular function: hexosyltransferase activity. The record is from RefSeq and is a predicted model, not a curated record.